GGAAAUAAAAGCGGAGCGGGGCGCGCUUUCCGCCAGAGCGCAGCACGCACGCUCAGAGCUCAGGAGCCGGCGCAGCCCCGCCGCGCUCCCCGCAGGCUCUCCGCAUCCCACCCCCGAGCCCCGCCGCGGCCGGCCCGGCCCCCGCCCGCGCCCCAGCCCUGCCGCCCGGUCCUAGGCCCGGCCGCGGCCGCUCCCGCCUGGAGCCGCCGCGCGCCCCCAGCCCCCCGGCGCCGCCGAGGCCCCUCGCCUUCCUCUUCCCGGCGCGGCCCCCAGGCUACCGCGCGCCGCCCGCCACUAACCCGCUGGCCACCAUGUCCGUGGAGCUUGAGGAGGCCCUGCCGCCGACGAGCGCCGACGGGACGGCCCGCAAGACGGCCAAGGCGAGCGGCCCGGCGGCGCCCGCGCAGCCCAAGAGAAGGAAGAACCGCAAGAAGAACCAGCCGGGCAAGUACAGCCAGCUGGUGGUGGAGACCAUCCGCAGGCUGGGCGAGCGCGGCGGCUCGUCCCUGGCGCGCAUCUACGCCGAGGCCAGGAAGGUGGCGUGGUUCGACCAACAGAACGGGCGCACCUACCUCAAAUACUCGAUCCGGGCGCUGGUGCAGAACGACACGCUGCUUCAGGUGAAAGGCACCGGAGCCAACGGCUCCUUCAAGCUGAACCGCAAGAAGCUGGAAGGCGGCGCCGAGCGGCGCGGAGCCUCGGCGGCCAGCAACCCCGCGCCCAAGGCUCGCCCGGCGGCGGCAGACAGAACGCCGGCCAGGCCGCAGCCCGAGCGGCGCGCGCACAAGGGCAAGAAGGCGGCGGCGGCUGCCGGCGCGAAGAAGGUGAAGAAAGCGGCCAAACCUAGCGUGCCCAAGGUGCCCAAGGGCCGCAAGUGACGCCCCCACGGUCUGGCGACGUUGUCAAGUUUUUCAGUCUCUACCCCGCGGUGUACCGGUUCCGUACGGUUCGGCCUGGCCCAGGUCCCCCACUCCCUGUCCCUUUCCCGCCCCUCCCCCAGCGAUGCUGCGUUCUGUUUGCUUUAGGUUUUUGAAACGGCCCUGGCGACGCCUCCAUUGGCUCUCACCCUUGGCAACGGCCGUCGUCAUGGUUACCGGCCCGGCGGCGCCAAUGGCCUGGCGGCGCCUGCCUGCCGUGCCCGCCACUGGCCACCCCGCGCUCCGGUUGCGCGGCGCCUUGCUCCGCCCGCCGCCCUCCUGGGGCGCAAUAAACGGUUCCAACCUUGA
Chionomys nivalis (European snow vole) is the source of this 1226-nucleotide messenger RNA. RefSeq names its product histone H1.10. Gene Ontology annotation, molecular function: structural constituent of chromatin; DNA binding. Gene Ontology annotation, biological process: nucleosome assembly. The transcript has a single exon. Gene Ontology annotation, cellular component: nucleosome. The record is from RefSeq and is a predicted model, not a curated record. Lineage: Eukaryota; Metazoa; Chordata; Mammalia; Rodentia; Cricetidae. Bases 312 to 878 code for a protein of 188 amino acids.